Ceratosolen solmsi marchali is the source of this 5505-nucleotide messenger RNA. It is a transcript of the gene chb, whose product is annotated as CLIP-associating protein. The coding region runs from base 693 to 4943 and encodes 1416 amino acids. Lineage: Eukaryota; Metazoa; Arthropoda; Insecta; Hymenoptera; Agaonidae. The record is from RefSeq and is a predicted model, not a curated record. Gene Ontology annotation, biological process: establishment of mitotic spindle localization; mitotic spindle assembly. The transcript is spliced from 24 exons. Gene Ontology annotation, molecular function: microtubule binding. Gene Ontology annotation, cellular component: cytoplasmic microtubule; mitotic spindle; spindle microtubule.
CCAAUUAUACUAGUUCAUAAAGUCACCAAUGCACGGCUUUGGAGAAUAUUAUCCAACUGUAUGACCAUGAGCCUGCAGUAAAAAGAGAGCGAGUGUAGAAGUUAAAAUGGCGGUUCAUAUGUGCUGUGUCAGCACCUGAAUUGUAUUUAAUCGGUGAGAGAAGGAAGACGACGGGUACGUACAAAUAAAAAAUGAUGAUAUCAACAACUCAAUAGUACGUUUAGACAUCAAGUAUUUUGGCAAGUUUAUAAAUUUGUCAUUGUAUUAAGAAGGUAUAUGAAUGUAGAACAUGAAUAAGCGCUCAAUAAGUGAAAAACGGUUAGAAAAAUAGUUACUGAAAAUAUCGAAUAGCGCUAUAGACUAACAGAAAUUAAGAUAUUCGUAUCAUCAGACUUCUUUGGAUUUGCUACUGUGAGUUUCAUUUUUUGUUACGAAUUACAGAAAAUUAGUUUUUCUUUUAUUGUACACAAGAAAAUAAGAUUUAAUUAUAUAAAGAGCGAGGUGAAAACUAAUGCUAAUAACAAUCAUGAAACUAGGUAACGACUGAGACGAGAUCAGUAGGGUGUUUAUUUUGUGUGCAUUCAUAUUGAUAAAGUUGAGAACACAAGGGUAAUAAGGCCUACGGCAACGCGGGUUUACUGUUUGUUAUCCAGUUUUCAUGUAUCAACUUGCAGUUAAACAAUUUCUUAAAUAUGGCAAUGAAUCCGAGAGAUAUGGAUGGUUUUAUGUUACUUCUAUCAACUACUGAUAUAAAGAAGAAACUUCAAAUUGGUGUACAACUGCUUAACUAUUUAGCUGAUCCAUUCAAGAGCAUUGAGUGUCAUGACAUUGGCUUAUUUAUCGACAAUAUUGUACCAUGGCUCAAUAGUAGUAAUCCCAAGGUUAUUCAAAAUGGUCUAGAUGCACUUACAUAUUUAGCCGACCGAAUGGGCCACGAUUUUAAACCUUAUAUUUCUACAAUUGUUCAACCAACGGUAGACAGGUUAGGUGACAAUAAAGAUUCAACAAGAGAAAAAGCACAGCUAAUGAUUUUGAAAAUUUUGGAAAGGGGUAGUAUGUCACCUCAAAAUUUAUUGGACAAACUUCAACCAGCUUUCACUCAUAAAAAUGCAAAAUUACGAGAAGAAGCGCUUAUACUUCUCACAACGACAUUAAAUGAACAUGGUGCAGAUGAAAUGGCACUUUCUGGUGUGACUCCUAAUAUAGUGAAGUUGUUAUCAGAUCCAACAGAAAAAGUAAGAGAAACUGCAAUGAAUACUUUGACAGAUAUCUACAGGCAUGUGGGUGACAGGUUGCGAAUUGACUUGCAAAGGAAGCAUAACGUACCACAGGCCAAAUUAACUCAACUGAUAGAAAAGUUUGAUCAGUUGAAAGCUGCUGGUGAUAUGUUACCACAGGCAAGAUCUGUUGAAGUUGGAAAAGAUCUUGACGAACCCGACAGAGUGAUAAGAUCGGCAUUGGUAAAACGAACACCAAGUUUGCUGCAAAAAAAAAGUCAGUUUGGUCCGGCUAAAAUAUCGUCUGUAUCACAAGGUCAGGCUGGUGCUGUUGAUGAGGAAGUUUUUUUAAUGGCAUUCGAGGACGUACCUUCAGUUAAACUGUUCUCUAACAAAGAUCUUGAGGAACAAAUGAAAGUGAUAAAGGAGACUAUUGGUGAUGAUAAAAAGGAUUGGAAGCAAAGAACAGAUAGUAUGAAAAAAUUGAGAGGAAUAAUUGUAAUUGGUGGAAUGAAUUAUGACGUAUUUUUUACAUGCUUGAAAGAUCUUCAAAGGCCAUUCGAAUCUGCUUGUAUGGAUUUGAGAUCACAGGUAGUCCGCGAAGUUUGCAUAACACUUGCUUAUUUGAGUCAACAACUUAAGAAUAAAUUUGCCAGUUUCGGUGAGACUGUGUUGCCGACGUUAAUGAACCUCAUACAAAACAGUGCCAAGGUCAUGGCGACGGCAGGUGCAGUAGCCGUUCGUUUUAUAUUGCAAAAUACACAUAGCAGUCGCUACGUGCCAAUGAUUGUGGCAUCGCUAAACAACAAGAGCAAAGAUAUACGCCGUGCAACAUGUGAAUAUCUUCAUUUAAUUUUGCAAUCUUGGCAAACAACCAUAUUGCAGAAGCAUGUCAUUAUACUUCAGGACGGAAUUAAAAAGGGCGUAGCCGAUUCCGAUUCUGAAGCCAGAAUGUUUGCAAGAAAAUCUUAUUGUGCAUUCAAAGAACAUUUUCCUGAACAUGCUGAAAUACUUCUUAACAGUCUUGAUACAACGUACAAAAGAGCUUUGAUGUCUUUAAGCAAUAGCGGUAGUAUAAACAGCUUGAAUGCAGUACAGAAAAUUACUAGUAUUAGUCCACGAGCAUCUAGACCAGCUAUGAGUGCUACAGGUCGAGUUUCUCCUGGAGUAAGAUCAUCCAGUGCCAUAGAUAUUCAAGCUGUUCAGCGAGCUAAAGCCAGAAUGAAGUAUGCUUACAUGAAUCGACAAAAAGUUACACUACCUCGAUUAAAUAAAUCGCCAGAGUCAAGUUGUAUAGUCAGUCCUGAAAGAAUUGCACGAACUAGGACUCGAGUUUCUGGAGUUUCCCAAUCACAACCUAGUAGUAGAUCAGGUUCGCCAUCAUCAAGAUUAAGCUAUGCAACAUAUAAUAGAGAUGGAGAAUCUCUUAUUUCAAGAGCUAAAAUACUGCCAGAUUAUGGAAUGAAAAGCACAGGAAAUAGUCGCGAGCCUAGUCCACAACGAUUUGGUUUUGAUAGAAGCAAUUUUGGAAAUAAAAUUAGAAAUAGAAAUUUGCAUAUGUCACCAACGGAUAGACCUCCGUCUCGACCAGUCAUGGCGCAGAAAAUGCUUCAACAGUCACGUGAAGCGGAAUCUGCAUUAGCCGAUGCUCUUACCUUCGACAGUAUCGAAAAUUACACUAGGACCUCAAAAAGCAAAGGGGAUCACAGUGAUGAUAGUGAAACUAGUAGCAUUUGUUCAGAACGUAGCCAUGAUAGUUUUCGUAGGCCUAGUGAUUCAUUCUCGUGGAAUGGCUCACAACAAAGAUUGUAUCGUGACUAUUGGGAUCAGUCAAUGCCAAAGGACAUUAAAGAAAUAAUAGAAAAUUGUGGUCAUAAACAUUGGGCCGAUCGUAAAGAAGGAUUACUUGGCUUGCAGCAUUUUCUCGCUAAUGGAUAUACAUUGAAUGCAACAGAGUUACGUAAAAUUACAGAUAUAUUUGGAAAAAUGUUUAUGGAUUCUCAUACUAAAGUUUUCAGUUUAUUUCUCGAUACUUUAAAUGAAUUAAUACAAACUCAUUGCGAAGAUCUUAGUGAUUGGCUAUAUAUAUUAUGUACUCGACUUCUUAAUAAAUUAGGAACAGAUUUACUUGGAUCAAUACAAAUAAAAAUUCAUAAAACAUUAGAAGUUGUAAAAGAAUGUUUUACUGGUGAACAGCUAUUACCGUCUGUAAUGCGAUUUUUAACGAAUCCUACGCAAACGCCGAAUUCCAGGGUGAAGGUGGCAACUCUAAUAUUUAUAACUCAAAUUGCUGAAACUGCCGAACCAUUAACUCUGAAUAAUUCCAUUGGACCUGGUCUUGCAAGACUAUUAGAUUGGACAAGUGAUGUAAAAAGUCAGGAUGUUCGGAGACAUGCUCAAAAUUCUGUGAUUGCUCUUUAUAAUUUAAAUCCGUCAAAAUUGACAAUUAUCCUUUCAGAACUACCAAAGUAUUAUCAAGAAGCUGCAUUACCACUUAUUCAAAACCAUUUGAGAAAAUCCUCGAUUACAAGUACACCAGCUUCUCCUGGUACACCUUCACUAAGAGUGCCGAAUUCACCAGCUCGCACGAAAAGUAAGAUAGACAACGAAACCAUAGAUGAUAGCUUGAAUUCAGAAGAAGUGUAUAAAUCUUUGCGACGUACAACGGCAGAAAUACAAAAUUAUGGAUUCGAACGACUAGAAAGAGCGACAACUAGUAAAGAUAGUGGUAUUAGUAACAUGGCUGAUAUUGAAGAAAGGCUAGAAGGCCUUACUUUAUCAAAUUCUGGACGAUCUUCCUCUGUUUCUUCUCCUACUCAACGUGGACAAACUGUUAGUAAUGUGACAAUUAAUGGCUCGAAUGAUACUAUUGCUGGUGAUUUUAUAUUGACUCAAGAAAAUAAUGGUUAUAAAACACAUGGUUCAUCUCCUGAUUCAAUCAAAGGACCUGAAGUUCUUGAUAAUACGUUGAAGAUUUUGCAAUCCGAGGAAUCGCAAAUUACAGAAAGAGUAGCGGCAUUACAAGAAUUCCAGUUAUAUGUUCGAGAGGGUGAUGCUCUUUAUAUAAAACAACACUUUAAAAGACUGCUUAAAACAUUAAUUGGAAGUUUGGCUAGUGAUAAUAAAGAAAUGCAAAUUGAAGUACUUCAAUCUCUUAUAGAUAUGCUAAAGUGUCCAGAAUUAUCAGAAAGCUUUUCUAAUUAUGCUGAAUUAUUAGUUUUAAAAGUAAUUAGAGCACACAAAUUUGAUGAUCAAAAGUCUGACAUCAGUAGCAGUUGCAACAAUAGUAGAACCACGGUAAAAUAUCCAGAGGUACUAAGAAUGGCAGAGAAAUGUGCAGCAACUGUAGCUGUAAUUUUGCCACCUGAACAAACUAUUCAAUUUGCUUCAUCAAUGAUGACCACAGAGCCGUUUCCACAAAACAUGGGUGCAAUAAAAAUGCUUCACAAAGUAGUAGAAUAUUAUGGUAAAGAGGCAAUAAAACUACAUCUUUUAAAAGUCAUGCCAGGGCUUUUAAAGGCCUAUGAUGACACGGAAUCGACAGUACGUAAAAGUGCGGUGUUUUGCAUGGUUGCAAUACACGCAGCAGUCGGCGAAGAAGUUCUUAAACCUCAUCUCAGCUCUCUAUAUGGCAGCAAGCUCAAACUUCUUAAUAUCUAUAUUCAACGGUCACAACAAGCCAGCAGUCAGCCCGCGAGUCCACGAAGCAACAAUAAUAAGAAUUAAUUAUCAACGAACUCAAGUAGUAAUGCUUGCACUGCAGCUGUUACACUGAGAAUAGUAAUUAUGAAAAGAUUUGUACAUCUUGCCGCUAGGCACGCUACUUUUUCGAUAUCUUAGCGAGACUCAACCGUAAUCUGCAGCCGAAUGUUCGCUCUUGAUAAAGUACAAAGAAUCGAAAGCGAGACUGAACGGUUAUGCAUCAUUAUAAGCAACAGUCAAGACGAGCACCGAGGAUUAAGGCGUCUAAUUUCAAUGAGUUCACUUGGAAUUCUAUUGUGUCUCAAAUGACUGUGUACAUAUUUAGAUGAAUGUUUUCGCAAAAAGACCGUUAAGCGCACUUGUUCUUUUUAACGUUGGUCGAUCGAUACAAUUGACUGUACAGCAUCUUGAGCAAUAAAAGCAAUUAAUGAAUAUAUUGUAUUAAUAAUUUUAUACUAAUGAUAAAUCUAAUUAAAUCAUUUUAAAAAGUGUCUGAUAAUGAAGUUUUCGUAAAAAAAGAUGCUAUGUGAUAUUUUUUUAUAUGUUUUGAAUAAUAGAUGAGAUAAAAAGUUAAUAUAUGACUUAA